UUAUUUGACCAAUAAAAAAAUAAAUAUAUUGAUAAGCAGUAAUAGGUUAUGUUUUCCACUUUUAGGCAAAGUAAAUAUAACUCAAAACAAUAAAAUGACUGGACAUACUUACAUGGAAAUAAAUGAAAUAGAUGGGUUUAUUAAGUUUUUAUUAAGUAUUGAUUGGAAGGAUCCGUGGUUAAUUGCAUUAAUAAUUUUUCACAUUUCAAUCACAUUUAUGGCAGUUUAUACAAGACAGUAUGGCACGUUUCAAGCUGUUUUAUUUUUCUGUUUAUUACUACUAGUGUAUUUCUCAGAACAAAUAAAUGAAAUUGCUGCAAACAAUUGGAAGAUAUUUUCAAGGCAACAGUACUUUGAUAGUAGUGGUCUGUUUAUUUCGGUGGUAUUUUCUAUGCCAAUUUUGCUAAAUUGUAUGCUAAUGGUCGGAAGUUGGUUGUGGCAGUCAAGGCAGUUAAUGAUGAGACUAAAACUGGCUCAGUUAAAAGAAAGUAUUCGUCAAAGGGAAAUUAACAGUAGACAACGACCUAAAGAUGAUUGAACCAGUUCCACAUUGUCCCCAUUUUCCCUUCUUCAAGUAUCUCAUUUUUACUGCAUUCAGAAUAGAGGGAUCUGAAUGUAUUUAAUAAGAUGUUACCAUUCAGUCUCUUCGUUUUUAGCUUUUAUAUGUUAUAAAAUAAUAGUAGCAUUUUAAAAAUAUUAUGAUAAAGAGGAAUAUGUGCCAUUGUUUGCUUUAGUGUGGUUGCUAGUCUACUAAAAACAAAUACUACAGAUAUAUUUUCUUUAUUGUCUUUUGUAAGAGAUAAAAUGUAAUAAUAAACCAGAUGUGAUUUGUACUUAAUGGGUAAUAAAGAGCUUUUUAUUUUGAAAA
Agrilus planipennis (emerald ash borer) is the source of this 868-nucleotide messenger RNA. RefSeq names its product transmembrane protein 18 (gene Tmem18). The record is from RefSeq and is a predicted model, not a curated record. The coding region runs from base 95 to 538 and encodes 147 amino acids. The transcript is spliced from 4 exons. Gene Ontology annotation, cellular component: nuclear membrane. NCBI's taxonomy places the organism in Eukaryota, Metazoa, Arthropoda, Insecta, Coleoptera, Buprestidae.